GAAGUGGUGGCAGCCGGGGGACGGAGAGAACCCAAACACCUCCCCCCCCCCCACGCCCCCGGUCCAGCGGGCACCGCGGGGUCACCCCGGGACCUGGGCCGGGACCCCCGGACACCGGGACCCCCCCCUUCCAAACCCAUCGCCGUGGCCCCUUUAAGGCGGCUCCGCGCUCCGCCCACCCUCUCGUGACGAACGUUCCCGUUGGCCAAUGGCGUGAAGGCAGUGGGCGGUCGCUCCGCCGCGAUGGCCUCCAGCGGGGAGGAACCGAGGAGCGGCUCCCCGAACCGGGCCGGCACCGACACCGGCACCGAACCAUCGGCAGCGGCUGACGCUGCUCAGCUGGACACGGCGGAGGAUUUCGAAGUCCUGGAAGAGGAGGAAGAGGAGGAGGAAGAGGACCUGAGCGAGCUGCCCCCGCUGGAGGACGUGAGCAGGGUCCCGGUACCGGCCCAGCAGAGCGGGGGGGAAGCGGCAGAGGAACCGCCGGACUGGGUCGACGUUUUGGGCAGCGGUUUGCUGAGGAAGAAGACGCUGGUGGCCGGGCAGGGGGUGGACACUCGUCCCCGGAAGGGUCAGGAGGUGACAAUUCGUCUGAAGACCUCGCUGGAGGAUGGGAGGGUGGUGGAGGAGGAGCCCACCCUCACCUUCACCCUGGGGGACUGCGACGUUCUGCAGGCUCUGGACCUGUGUGUGCAGCUCCUGGAGAUGGGGGAGACAGCUCUGAUUGUGUCAGAUCCCAAAUACUGCUAUGGUGCUCAGGGCAGGAGCCCUGAUAUCCCCCCCAAUGCCACCCUGACUCUGGAAGUGGAGCUGCUGGGGGCUCGGGAUGCACCAGACCUGGAGCUGCUGAGUGGGCAGGAGAAGCUCGAGUUGGCAAACCGCAAACGGGAGAGGGGAAACUUCUUCUACCAGCAGGCAGACUACGUCCUGGCCAUCAACUCCUAUGACAUUGCCCUCAAAAUCCUCAGCUCCAGCUCUAAAGUUGAUUUCAGCCCUGAGGAGGAGGCUGAGCUGCUGGAGGUGAAGGUGAAAUGUCUCAACAACUUGGCAGCUUCUCAGCUGAAAUUGGACCAUUACGAGGCAGCCCUCAAGUCCUGUAACCUCGUGCUGGAGCACCAGCCAGGGAACAUCAAGGCCCUUUUCAGAAAGGGCAAGGUGCUGGCUCAGCAGGGGGAAUACAGGGAGGCCAUCCCCAUCCUGAAGGCAGCGUUGAAGCUGGAGCCUUCAAACAAGACCAUCCACACCGAACUCUCCAAACUGGUGAAGAAACACGCGGACCAGAAGCACGUGGAGACAGAGAUGUACAGGAAGAUGUUGGGGAACCCCAGCACCCCCGGAGCUCCGGGGAAAUGCAAAGACAAAGUGCCCUGGUCCAUCCCUUGGAAGUGGCUCUUUGGUGCCACAGCCAUCGCCCUGGGCGGUGUGGCCCUCUCCGUGGUCAUCGCGGCGAGGAACUAAGGCUGGCUGGUGGCCCCCGUGGGUCAGGACCUGUGCUGGGAUGUUGCCUCUCUCAUCCCAGGGACUUCCACCCACCCCUUCCCAGGGAUUCGUAGGAUCACGGAUGCUUUCUUGGCUGGAGGCGCUGGAUCCCCCUCCCGCCAUCCCCCCCACCCCAUAUCCCUCCCGGCAUCAGCAGGGACCCCCGAGCACCCUCGUAGCAAUCAGGGGCUCAGCCCCCCCCCCCCUCAAAGCUUUAGGGGAGGAACAGGGGGUAUGGGGUGGUUGUCACCAGCCUGGUGGCCCUGCUGCCAUGGGAUGGGAUGGGACGUGGAAGGAGCCCGUGUGGGUACACCCCAGCCCCUUGGUGUCUGUGGGAAGUGGCGUGGAUGUGCCCCCCACACACAUCCUGGGGGGCUGCUGGUGGCUCAACCCCCACCCCAGGCCCCCCCUUCCCUCCCUGGCACUUCCCCACAGUGCAAUGUCUAAAGGAAGCCAAAGAACCCCACAGAGGGAGGAAGGGAAGGAGGGAGGGGAGCAGAACCCCCUCUUCAGGCUGUGUUUUGAGGGUCCAAACUUCUUUUCUUUGGGGGGGGUCCCUCUGUACCCUGCAGCUCUCCCCAGCCCGGGGCCAUCCCCGCCUCAGCUCUGCUCUCGGGGGGGUCGUAGCAGUGUCCCUCCUGCCCCAAACUGACUGUGAACUUCCCAAAUAAAGGAGAAUUCCUUCA
This is a messenger RNA of Calypte anna (Anna's hummingbird), 2165 nucleotides long. RefSeq names its product FKBP prolyl isomerase 8 (gene FKBP8). Bases 244 to 1458 code for a protein of 404 amino acids. Lineage: Eukaryota; Metazoa; Chordata; Aves; Apodiformes; Trochilidae. The record is from RefSeq and is a predicted model, not a curated record. Gene Ontology annotation, molecular function: peptidyl-prolyl cis-trans isomerase activity; protein binding. The transcript is spliced from 9 exons.